Molecule: messenger RNA, 1146 nt
Organism: Vanrija pseudolonga
Lineage: Eukaryota; Fungi; Basidiomycota; Tremellomycetes; Trichosporonales; Trichosporonaceae
Gene: ndufaf5
Product: Arginine-hydroxylase NDUFAF5, mitochondrial
Exons: 8
Coding region: 1-1125 (374 amino acids)
Biological process (GO): mitochondrial respiratory chain complex I assembly
Cellular component (GO): mitochondrion
Source: RefSeq, a predicted model, not a curated record
AUGUCGCUCGCAAGAGGAGUAACAGCAGCAGCGCGGCGAACGCUAGCGACGACGAGAACGACGGCGUUUCCCGCCUUCCGCGCCGCGGCCGUGCGUGCCCCCCGCACCUACGCCACCCUCUCGCCGCACACCCCGCCCCCGACGACGGCGUACGACGUGUUCGACGAGAGCGCUAAGGCGGCGCAGCGCGACCGCGCGGUCGCGCGCAUCGCCGAGGCCGUCGACGCGGGCGAGGUCGAGGGGCCCGAGGUUCUCGAUUACCUGCGCGACGAGGUGGCCGACCGCAUUGUCGAGCGAGUCGAGGACCUCAAGGUCCCCCCCGCGACCAUUGUCGACCUCUCGGCACACGCGGGCCAGCUGACUCGCAUGCUGCAGGACGUGCUGGGCGACGAGCUCCACCCGUCCACUGAGGGCGCCGGCGUGCUGGGACAUGCGAAGCGGAAGUGGAUCAUGGUCGAGCAGAGUGGCGGCGCGCUGAACCGCGACGCGGACGAGACGUUUGCAUACCCGCCCGAACGCAUCCAGACCACGGUGUCGAGCUUCCUCGCCGACCCCCGCCUCGACGCUCUGCGGGAUAAGGUCGACUGUGUCGUCUCCUCUGGUGGUCUGCACUGGAUCGGCGACAUUGUUGGUGCCUUUACGCAGAUCAAGCACCUGCUGAAACCGGACGGCGUGUUCAUCGGCGCCGUCCUGGGUGGGGACACACUGUUUGAAUUGCGAACCUCGCUCCAACUCGCUGAACAGGAGCGCCGCGGCGGUAUCGCGAACCGCGUCUCGCCCAUGAUCAACACGACCGACGCACCCUCCCUCCUCAACCGCGCAGGCUUCACCCUCACGACCGUCGACACGGACGACGUGACGAUCAACUAUCCGUCAAUGUGGGAGCUGAUGCAGGACCUGCGGGACAUGGGCGAGUCGAACGCGAUUCUGGGCCGCAAGACGCACGUGUCGCGCGACGUCCUGCUGGCCGCCGAGGCGAUCUACAAGGAACUCUACGGCAACCCCGACGGAUCCGUCCCCGCUACGUUCCAGAUCAUCUUCUUCGUCGGCUGGAAGCCGUCGCCCAACCAGCCCAAGCCGCUCGCCCGGGGGUCGGCGCAGACUAACCUCAAGGAUAUCUUGUAGGCGGGGUAGAGGGGAGCAUGC